AAAACAAGCAAAAUUGAAACCGCAAAGAGUAUUUUGGGAGGGAAGUUGAAUAGAAUGAUUAAUCACCAUCAAUCCAUCAUCAUCACCAUUCAUAUCACAGUGACUGAGAGUAUCAUAGCAAUAAAGCAAAACCAGAGAAGUGUUAGUUAGUUAGUUAGUUAGUUAGAGUAGAGAAAAUGGCAAGGGAAAACCUAACUAGCUUAUUGCACGAACUUCGAGAACGCAUAACAUCUUCUUCAUCUUCCUCCACUCCAAACAACCCUACCGACGACACCGACGCUUUGGAACUCAGUUUCCGAGCCGUUCUCCCCAAUCUUCUCCAUUCUUUCGUCCUUCCUUCUUCCUCCGGAAACGAUAGAGAAGUCAUUGCGGUUGUGAAACUCAUCACUCGUACAUCGAUAAACUUUCCCGGAGUGUAUUAUCACGGCAAAGCAACCGCUAUUUUACCAAUCAUUGCUCGUUUACUUCCUUUUUUCGCUGAGCCUCUUUUUCGGUCUUGUCAUGGUGUUUUCUUUCAAGCUAUUGGUUCGCUUUUAUCAUUGCUUCGCUCCGGUGCUCGAGAUUCUUAUAGACAGUUCUUUGUUGAUUCCAUGUUCCUAAUUGAAGAUGUUUUACACGCGGCUUCACUCAGUGUGAGUGGAUCCUCUAGGGUGAUGAUUAAGUGUUUUUCUGAGUGCUUCUCUGGAAUUGAAGAUCUUCCACCAACCAAUAAAUCAAUUGAUGGUUAUGGUUUAUUGAUUGACCUGAGUGGCAAAAGCAGGUUGCAACCUUUUGCAACUUGGAUUUUGAAGCUUAUCAGUAAAUGUCUAACUGAAGGAACACUCUAUGUUGAAGGAUUGAUCCAUGCUUCCUUUGUCUCUUCCGCGUGUUCUCUUUUAUGCUAUGGGGAUUCUGAUCUGCAUAUGGCAUGCUUUGACUUUGUACACAUCAUUGCAACGGUGACAGACUAUGAACUAAUUCCUCAUCAGAAUUUAAUCCGCUCAAUAGUUACUAUCUUGAAUUUGGACAAGGAGGGGCUUCCUUGUUUCAGAAACACGACUUAUGAUUCAUCGUUGGGUGUUUGCCUCAAUACACUCCACUCUAGCUGUCCAGAAGAUAUCGUUAAAUUAACGGCUGCUGAUUUAGUUGGUGUAUUCUUUCGAUCACUAUGGAGAACCAAAAGCCAGCAACUUAAGGUGGCACUAUGCAGUGCUUAUGUUAGAAUUGCUCAAGUUUGCCCCCCUCAUGUGUGGAAGCCAGAGCAUCUCAUAUCUGCACUCUGUCAUCCGGAACCAUGUUUGCCUUUGAUAGAGUGCUUUCAAGUAGCUGUAUCUACUCUUGGUCCACAUCAUUUUGGGGGAAUCCAAGGAAACAAUAGGAAUGUAGCCCUUUUAUCAAAUGAAAACAAGUCAAUUGAAAGCAUUAGGCAUGGACAAAAGAGGUCCAUUCAGGAUAUGGAUAAUCUUAAGAUCAAACGCCAAAAAUUAAAUGAAGAAAUUGAUUUUACAGAUGCCAGUAUUGAGGUGGAACUCAAAUAUAGUUGUAUAGUUAUUUGCCAAACAGUAGAAGAGUAUGCUAACCAUAUGAAUAAAUCUCUCUUAUCAUUUGUUCAAUCAUUAAAUGCAUCGGCUGUUGGAUCCGGUUCUUUGAGGCCAGAUAUUGCUUUAUCUGCACUUAGCAUUCUAUGCGUUGCCUUCUCUAUUUAUCCAGAGAGUGAUCUGUCUGUCAGAAUCUUUCAGCAAAUGCUUGCAUGGCUUUCGUGGAUAGCUGAGCAGGCAAAACAAGGAAAUUCGAUUACUGUAGAUAUUUCCACCUACCUAGAAGGAAUUCAUAGCGUACUGCUUUUGAAAAGUGCCUCUUUCAAAGAGAACAACCCAUUACAAGAUGGGAAUUGCCAUGCGGACCUUAUGCUUGUUGUGCUUAAACUUCCCUGGACUCAUUCGCUCCUUGUUAUUGAUAAUCAAUUGCCAUGGAAAACUAAAUGCCUCUCUCUUCAAGUAUUAUCGAAGUUAGGUCCAAGCUUGAGCAGUAAAGUUGUUCUUGAAGUUUUAGAUUUGGGUCUUCAUGAUGAAGCUGAAGAAGUCAGGACUGAAGCAGCUAUUACUAUGCCAGUUAUGGUUUUGUGGUCUGGUCUUGAUAUAUCACCUCCCGUCUUUAAAAGGAUGGAGUACUUAAGAACAGAUAAAGAGGUGAAGAAACUUCUUCCUAUAUGUCUUGGCCUAUUGUCAUGCCUUUAUGGAUGUAGACGAGCUGUAUCUGGUCUGCCAACGAACAAAUGCAACUUAUUUCUAAAGAGGAAAAGUGAAAGAUCGAGUUGGGCGAUAGAACAUUUAAUUCAAGGUUUCAGUUGUUCAAAAUGCGAUAAAAAAAUUAUUCGCAAUCACAAUGAGUGGCAUCCUCCAAUCAUUGUACGAUCUGAUAUGUGUGGAGCAGAUGCACAAGUUAGUUUGGACUCUAGUUUCAUGCAGCUGCAAUCUUUAUUUUUUAAUCUUCUUUUUGAUGAAUCAUCAGAGGAUGUCCAGAUUUCCUGUGUGAAAGUUAUUCGUCGCAUCCUUGCACAUGGUGCCCCCGAUAUUCUGCUCAAUAAAAGGCUUGAAUGGAUAAAAUGUCUAAAAUAUCUAUUGACUUGUAGGAGCAAGGAAUUAAGAGAUGCAUUUUGCGGUCAUAUUAGUUCCUUUGUGGAUGACCAUAUUUUGAGUUUAAUAUUUGCUGGAGAUGCAGACAAAAGCAAGGAGCAAAUUUUUUUGGAUACAGUUAAACAUGGCAUGAUAGACACUGAUAGUCUACAUAUUUUGGAGACUUUAAUGGAAUGUACAGCAGAAAUAAUGGUUUCUGUUGAUAUAGGUAGCCAACUGUUCUUAUCUGCUCUUAUACUGUUGGUUGAUAAGCUUGAUAGCAACCAUGUGACUGUGAAAAUGAAUGCGUCAAGAUUAAUAUACAGAUCUUGUUAUUUCCAUCUUAAAGGAGGUCUUGAACUAAUUCUUUCUAAAAAUGCUCAUAUUCGUAAUGAACUGUAUGAUUAUCUCUCUGAGAGACUUGCCAGCCGCCCGGGCUUAGUGAGUGAGUUUGCAGAAGCUGUUUUUGGUGUUGAGACUAAAGAACUUGUCAAGAAAAUGAUUCCUUCUGUUCUCCCAAAGCUUGUGGUGGCUCAGCAGUAUAGUAGUCAAGCUGUUAACACCUUAAAUGAGUUGGCCAAGUGUGUGAACCCUCCACCAAAUCCUCCACCAAACCCUCCAGUAAACCCUGUGGCACUUCUGAUAGUUGAUUGGCUGCCAAAAGUGCUUGCUUUUGCUCUUCAUCAAACUGAUGACCAACAGCUACUUUCUGCUCUGCAGUUUUACCAUGCACAUUUUGGUUUUGACAGGAGGGAAAUAUAUAUAGCUGCUUUACCGUCUCUUCUAGAUGAACUUGUAUGUUUUACAGAUGAUAGUGAUUCAGAUGAGAUAAGCAAAAGAUUAGCUAGAGUACCUCAGAUGAUUAAAGACAUUGCUAAAGUUCUUACCGGUGCAGAAGAUCUUCCAGUCUUUUUGAGGAAAGAUUUUGUUCGCCUUCUUAACAUCAUAAACAGAAAAAUGCUCCGUUCUGAUGAUUUUUUGCUUCGUAAGCAAGCAUUAAACCGAAUUGAGAUGCUGAUUAGAAUGAUGGGUUCUAAUCUUAAUACGUAUGUGCCAAAACUGAUGGUGCUUCUCUUGCAUGCUGUUGGUAAAGAAUCACUGCAAAUGGAGGGGCUGUCUGUCUUGCAUUUUUUCAUAAAGCAAUUAGCUAAAGUUUCACCAUCUAGCAUUAAGCAUAUAAUUUCUCAAGUUUUUGCUUCUCUUCUUCCCUUCUUGGAAAGAGACAAAGAAAAUCCCUCAAUACAUUUGGACAAAGUGGUAAAAAUUCUAGAAGAACUUGUUUUUAAGAAUAGGGUUAUCCUAAAGCAGCAUAUAUCCGAGUUCCCCCCACUGCCCAGUAUACCUGCAUUGGUGCAAGUGAACCAAGAAAUUGAGGAUGCUCGUGGGACAAUGGCUUUGAAAGAUCAACUACGAGACGUGGUUGAUGGUUUAAAUCACGAGAACUUAAAUGUGAGGUACAUGGUAGCAUGUGAACUUCGCAAGCUUCUGAACUUGAGAUGGAAGGAUAUUACAGAUCUAAUCACCGCCGAAGUUGGUUCAGACUUGGAUGUUUUGAGUUCUCUGAUCACAUCGUUAUUAAGAGGAUGUGCAGAAGAAUCAAGGACCGCAGUUGGGCAGCGGUUGAAGUUGGUCUGUGCUGAUUGUCUUGGAGCCCUUGGUGCUGUUGACCCUGCUAAGGUAAAAGGUUUCUCAUGUCAACGUUUCAAAAUUCAAUGCUCUGAUGAUGACCUCAUAUUUGAGCUGAUCCACAAACAUCUAGCUCGGGCAUUUAGAUCUGCACCUGAUACUGGUAUUCAAGACUCUGCUGCAUUAGCUAUACAGGAGUUGCUAAAGUUUGCUGGUUGUGAGGCGUCACUGGAUGAGAAUGCUUCAACUAAGAUCAGGACUACCAAUGGUGGUAACGAGAUGAAUAAUAGGGGCCAGAAAUUAUGGGAUAGGUUUUCUAAUUAUGUGAAAGAGAUAAUAGCCCCAUGUUUAACAUCUAAGUUUCAGCUUCCUAAUGUAGCGGACUCAACCUCUGCUGGCCCUAUUUACGACCCAUCUAUGUCAUUUAGAAGAUGGAUUUUCUUUUGGAUAAAAAAACUGACCUUGCAUGCCACUGGAUCUCGUGCAAGCAUCUUUAAUGCUUGUCGCGGUAUUGUACGCCAUGAUAUGCAAACAGCAAUAUAUUUGCUUCCCUACCUGGUUCUUAGUGCGGUCUGUCAUGGCACUCAGGAGGGACGCCACAGCAUAGCACAGGAAAUCCUAUCUGUUCUUGAUGCGGCUGCAUCAGAGAACAGCGGAGCUUCAGUUCAUGGAUUUAGUGGUGGUCAAAGUGAAGUUUGUAUUCAAUCCGUGUUCACUCUACUUGAUAAUCUUGGACAGUGGGUUGAUGAUGUUGAGCAAGAACUUGCUCUUUCCCUUUCUCAAUCAUCUGUUUCUAAACAACAAAAGUCAAAGGAUCAAAGUUCAGUUUCCUUGACAGACCAGGACCAACUCAUUGUACAAUGUAAAUAUGUUUCAGAGCUUCUAUCUGCGAUUCCAAAGGUGACUCUUGCCAGGGCUUCCUUUAGGUGUCAGGCUUAUGCAAGGUCGUUGAUGUACUUUGAGUCCCAUGUAAGGGAAAAGUCUGGCUCUUUCAACCCUGCUGCUGAGAGGAGUGGUAUCUUUGAAGAUGAAGAUGUUUCACAUCUUAUGGAAAUAUACAGCUGUUUGGAUGAGCCUGAUGGACUAUCUGGCUUGUCAUGUUUAAGUAAAUCUUUGAGGUUACAAGAUCAGCUAUUAAUAAACAAAAAGGCUGGGAAUUGGGCUGAUGUUUUAACUUCUUGUGAACAAGCUUUGCAGAUGGAACCAACCUCAGUUCAGAGGCAUUCAGAUGUCCUUAACUGUUUACUAAACAUGUGCCACCUUCAGGCCAUGGUCACUCAUGUUGAUGGUUUAGUUUCUAGGAUUCCUCAGUACAAGAAAGCAUGGUGCAUGCAAGGUGUUCAGGCUGCCUGGAGGCUUGGAAGGUGGGAUUUGAUGGAUGAGUACCUUAGUGGAGCUGAAGAUGACAGUUUAGUUUGCAGUAGUUCAGAAAGUAAUGCUUCAUUUGACUUGAAUGUCGCAAAGAUUCUCCAGGCAAUGAUGAAGAGGGACCACUUCUCAGUUGACGAGAAAAUUGCUUUAACCAAGAUGUCACUAAUUGCUUCCCUAGCUGCUGCAGGAAUGGAUUCUUACACGCGGGCCUACCCAUUUGUUGUAAAACUUCACUUUCUACGGGAAUUGGAGGACUUCCAUACUCUUCUGGGAGAUGACUCUUUCUUAGAAAAAUCAUUUCAUUUAGAUGAUCCAGCUUUCUCUAAAUUAGUUGACAACUGGGAGAAUCGACUUCGCAUUACACAAUCAUCAAUCUGGGCUAGGGAGCCACUAUUGGCUUUCAGGAGAUUGAUUUUUGGUGCAAGUGGUCUUGGUGCUCAAGUUGGCAACUGCUGGCUUCAAUAUUCAAAACUAUGUCGCUUGGCUGGUCAUUAUGAAACAGCCAACAGAGCAAUUUUAGAAGCCCAGGCCUCCGGUGCACCUAACAUCCACAUGGAAAAUGCAAAACUACUUUGGAGCACCCGUCGGUCUGAUGGUGCCAUAGCAGUGCUGCAACAGUCUCUCUUGAACAUGCCUGUUGAGGUCUUAGGCGCUGCUGCAAUUUCAUCUAUUACUAGCCUUUCCCUUGUACCACUUAAUCCCCCACCUAUUGUUUGUGAAAGUCAAGCUCCAAAUGAGAACAGAGACAUUGCAAAGACCCUUCUUCUGUACUCAAGGUGGACGCAUUACACUGGGCAGAAACAGAAGGAAGACAUAUUAAGUCUUUAUACCAGGGUGAGGGAACUGCAGCCUAAAUGGGAGAAAGGGUACUUCUAUACGGCCAAGUAUUGUGAUGAAGUGCUUGUUGAUGCCAGGAAACGCCAGGAGGAGAAUGUUGAACUUGGCCCUAGACUAGUUCCUUCAAACUUAAAUAAUGAGAGGAGUUGGUGGUCUUAUCUUCCUGAAGUGCUGUUAUUCUAUGCAAAGGGACUUCACAGGGGACACAAGAAUCUAUUUCGGGCACUUCCAAGGUUAUUAACCCUAUGGUUUGACUUUGGAAGCAUGUAUCUAAGAAGUGGUUCGUCCAAAAAGGAUUUAAAGACUGUGCAUUCGAAGCUAGUGAGUGUUAUGAGUAGCUGUUUGAAGGAUUUACCAAAGUACCAUUGGUUGACAGUGCUACCUCAAUUGGUUUCAAGAAUUUGCCAUCAAAAUGCCGAUAUUGUUAAGCUAGUCAAAACUAUCAUUACCUCUGUUCUCCACCAGUACCCACAACAGGGCCUAUGGAUUAUGGCUGCAGUUUCAAAAUCCACUGUUCCUUCAAGGCGCGAAGCAGCAGCUGAAAUCAUACAACUUGCACGUAAAGGUUUUAGCCCAGGAAGUAAUGAGAACAUUUUGUUUGGUCAAUUUGCUAGCCUGAUUGAUCAUUUGAUCAAGUUAUGUUUCCAUGCCGGCCAGUCAAGAGCAAGGACAAUUAAUCUCUCAACUGAAUUUAGUGCUCUAAAGAGGAUGAUGCCCCUGGGAAUUAUAAUGCCAAUUCAGCAAUCUCUUACUGUAAAUCUUCCAGCAUAUGAUGGGAAUCUGGGGGAUUCACUUAUGUCUAAUAUAUUUUCUGCCACAGAUCUUCCUACUAUAUCAGGCAUUGCUGACGAGGCUGAAAUUCUAUCAUCUCUUCAGCGGCCUAAGAAAAUCAUUCUACUGGGCAGUGACGGCCUUGAGCGCCCGUUUCUCUGCAAACCCAAGGAUGACCUACGCAAAGAUGCUCGCAUGAUGGAGUUCACAGCAACGAUUAACAGACUGCUUUCCAAAUAUCCUGAAAGUCGUAGAAGGAAGUUAUAUAUUCGCACAUUUGCUGUGGUUCCUCUGACUGAGGACUGUGGUCUGGUAGAGUGGGUACCCCACACUCGUGGGCUUCGACAAAUUCUUCAAGACAUAUAUAUUACUUGUGGAAAGUUUGAUCGUCAGAAAACAAAUCCUCAAAUUAAGCGAAUUUAUGAUCAAUGCCAAGGUAAAAUGCCAGAGGAUGUGAUGCUGAAGGACAAAAUUCUUCCGAUGUUUCCUCCUAUUUUUCACAAAUGGUUCUUGACAACAUUUUCUGAGCCUGCUGCGUGGUUCAGGGCACGUGUUGCAUAUGCUCACACGACUGCUGUUUGGUCCAUGGUUGGGCAUAUUGUGGGUCUGGGUGACCGGCACGGUGAAAACAUUCUUUUUGAUUCUACCAGCGGUGAUUGUGUUCAUGUUGAUUUCAGUUGCUUAUUUGACAAAGGUUUGCAAUUGGAGAAACCCGAGCUUGUUCCUUUCAGGCUUACACAGAACAUGAUUGAUGGCUUAGGCAUCACUGGAUACGAGGGCAUCUUCUUGAGGGUUUGCGAAAUAACACUUUCUGUAUUGAGGACACACAGGGAGACUCUCAUGAGCGUGCUUGAAACUUUUAUCCACGAUCCUCUCGUAGAAUGGACAAAAACUCACAAGUCUAGUGGCGUAGAAGUUCAGAAUCCGCACGCACAGCGAGCCAUAAGUAAUAUUGAGGCCAGGUUAGAAGGUGUGGUUGUUGGUGUUGGAGCUGCACCGUCAUUACCUCUAGCUGUAGAAGGCCAAGCUCGUAGGCUAAUUGCUGAAGCAGUCUCUCACAAGAAUCUAGGGAAGAUGUAUGUAUGGUGGAUGCCUUGGUUUUGAAGAUUUGAAUGGGUCGAGAAGAUCUUCACAUAUUCAUUCAAACAGGGAAUCUUAGACUGUGCGACCAUUGGAGCUGAAUGCAUACAGCAAGCAUUUUCUUAUUCAGGGGAAUGGCGUACAUCCUUUAAACUCUGGUUUGUAGUUUUCAAAAAUCAUGGUGAAAUUGACUUGGGACGCGAGAUAGUCAAUAUCGACGAGUAUCCAACCUCACCUUAAGCUGCGGCUGAAUGAAACCUGACGCUACGUAGUUGCAUCUGUGUGUGCUCUGCUUCACAAGGAUCCAUCCCAUGAAAGCACGUGUUUUUAGAAUUGGGGUUUCUAUGUAUAUUCUUUAAGGUAAUUGCGUUUUGCGAACACCUUUGUAUAUGAAUCCUAGUUUGCGUUGGUCAUUGAUAGAUUAUGAUUUGUAGAUGCAUAAAUUCCAUUGCAUAUCAAUGUGAGAUAAUAUCAUUUGCUCGCUUCAUGUCA
Molecule: messenger RNA, 8771 nt
Organism: Trifolium pratense (red clover)
Lineage: Eukaryota; Viridiplantae; Streptophyta; Magnoliopsida; Fabales; Fabaceae
Product: serine/threonine-protein kinase ATR-like
Exons: 16
Coding region: 177-8303 (2708 amino acids)
Biological process (GO): telomere maintenance; DNA damage checkpoint signaling; protein phosphorylation
Cellular component (GO): nucleus
Molecular function (GO): protein serine/threonine kinase activity; protein binding
Source: RefSeq, a predicted model, not a curated record